GUAUAACUUCCCUAAAAAACCAAAACACAAAGCGACAAGCUGACAGUGAGUAGUGCAGUAGUUUAUAGUGCAGUUUUGGAGUCUCUGAAUGUCCCCUUAACCCCCCUUGCGACGGUAAAACAGAGGAAUGCCAACAGGAAGGGAAGAAACUGCUGCUUUCUGGAGGAACUUAGAAGUGAGGGGAAGAAGUCGUCGCUCAACCACAACAGAAAGUGAAGUAUGGGCAGUGAGUACCGGCCACUGUCCUCAGCACAGUCAUGCAGUUUAUUCAUCGAGACGUCAGAGUGCUUCAUAUGCAGGGAUGUUGAACUUCAAGCCGGCGACCCGCUGAGGCAUUUCUGCGACUGCAAGAAUUUACUUGCCCACCACGUGUGUCUGUCCACGUGGAUCCAGAAGGGAUGUGGGAGUGAAAACAAUCUGCGCUGCAUCAUCUGCAAAGCCAAGUACCAGCUCCAGAGGACCUCUCCGUGGCGCUCGGUGAGCAUCCAGUGGCAAACGUGGCUGGUGCUGAUCACCGCCUUGGUGUUGCUGUUUCUGGGGCCUUACGUAGUUCACUGCAUGAUGACGGCCUUCAGCGACCCCCCGCCGCCCAUCACCUUCAAAGUGGCCGCAGCCUCUUAUGGACUGCUGACAGAAAUCCUGCUGAUCAAGUGUCUGUACAGCUACCUCAGCGGCCGCUACCGGCUGGCCGAGCAGAGCUCCUUCACGGUCCGGGCCAGAGGCUCUGAAGAGGACCGAAGGAGUCCGGCCCGCUGGGAUCGGUCCGAGGCCUCGGCAGCGGCAGGUCACGCUCCAUCGGAGGCGAAAGUGGACGAAAGGACGGAGGGGACGUCUUCGUCUCAGCUUCUCUUCUGAAAACCAGGAACUGAAGGAGUUCACAUGGCUUUCUGCUCUUCAGUUGGAGUCCGUACGCCCACCCGAAGAUGAUGACGCUGGUGACGUCGUCUAAAUUGCCCCGAUGACAUCAUCUGGGCUGUUUGCUCCCCGAGAACCACAGAAGACCUUUUUUACAUAUGUUUUCACAGGAGUUCCUCUUUGAUGUUGUCAAUAAAUGCUCCUAUAUGAACACAGAAAUGCAAUAGGACAUAUAUAACGUAUAAAUAACUAAAUGUUUUGUUACUGUAAACAAUUAUUGAACUAUUGUGCUGUUAAUGAAACUUUUCCAUGUGGAGAAUUAAAAAAUGGAGGCGAGCCUCUCGAUCUGA
Molecule: messenger RNA, 1205 nt
Organism: Pseudoliparis swirei
Lineage: Eukaryota; Metazoa; Chordata; Actinopteri; Perciformes; Liparidae
Exons: 6
Coding region: 220-855 (211 amino acids)
Molecular function (GO): zinc ion binding
Source: RefSeq, a predicted model, not a curated record